AUGGGAUACCAACCAGACAUCAAUAUAUUUGGAAACAAAUCUAGAAAAGAAUCUUUUGUUGAAAAGUUAGAGAACACUACAGGCAUCAAAUACUCAGAUUUUGAGAAUAAUGGUAGUGAUGUGUUUAUUUGUGAAAAAUGUUAUAAAAUUGUAUUAAACUAUUCUACGUUUAGAGGAACUGCAUUGUUAAAUCAUGAAAAAUUCUGUGAAAGCAUUCGAAGGAAAAGAUUACCAGUAGCUACCCCAGGAAGUGUGGAAAAGCCACAUAAAACUCAGAAAAUUUCUGUGGCAGAGCAAAUAACACGAUCUGUGGAAAAACUGUGCAUAAAUUCACAUAGUUGUACUACAAACCAUUAUAAGAAGGCAAAGAAAAAACUUGAUAUACCUGAUGAUUCUUCUUCUGUUUCAAUUAACAUAGAAAACAAUUUUGAUUUUAGAGAGUCUGUUAAUUUUAAAACAUUCCUGGAGAAACUGGAUUGUUCUUUAAAAGAAAUUAAUAGGAAAGGUGAGACUGUUUUACAAGAAAAGAACUCCUUCGAGCUGUUGAAUGGUGCAGUCUUUGAAAAAGCUUUGAGGGAAUUGAAAACAAAAGUUUCACUUUUAUAUGAAGUGUUUAAGACUCUAUUGGAUGUAAGAGAUGAAAGGGAACUUAAAUCCUCUGAAAAAGUGACAAUGGCUACCAUGUACCCAAUGAUCAUGCAGGCUAGAAACAAGCAAUCCUUAGCAAUACAAAGAGUGUAUACAGCCCUUGUUAUCAGAAGUCAUGCUGAUAAUACACUACUUCAGAGACUAAAUAAAGCACACAUCACCCUUUCCACUAGUUCCAAAAAAUAUUUCAUGGAUGAUUUGGGGAAAUACUGUGAUGAAAAAAUAGUACAGAGUCUAAGAAGUGGGAGGGAUGGCAAAAUAAAUGGAGACAACUUAGACUUUCGAGUGGCUACGCAUGAAAUCAGAAUGAAUGUUAAAGCCAAAGACUUUCAUUUCUUUGCUUCAGACUAUACCCCAGACAGAAUAGAUCUUUCUAAGUACAGUGACAAAGGGAGCAUUGGUGAUGCCAAUUCUGUCAGAGUUGAAAACUUCCUGCCAUCUCCAGAAGAGGAGAAAAUGUACAGAGAAAGCUUGAAAAUCAUUUUAGCAAGAGAAAUGAUUGCAUUUUCCAACAAAUUUUUAUGGAUGAAAAUGUGCAUUCCAGACCACAUACCGCAUGAACUAUCUGAGGAAAUGUCACAGAAAUCCACCCCUUUCCUCAUGCCUAUACUAUUAAAAAAUGAGACAUCAUACUCUGACUGUAUUGAUAUAUUAACAUCAUACACUAGUCAGUUGGAGGAUUGGUAUACACGAGCUGGUCGAGGUUCAAUACAGUUUCUUUGCUUCUGA
Saccostrea echinata is the source of this 1377-nucleotide messenger RNA. RefSeq lists its product as uncharacterized. The record is from RefSeq and is a predicted model, not a curated record. Bases 1 to 1377 code for a protein of 458 amino acids. The transcript has 2 exons. NCBI's taxonomy places the organism in Eukaryota, Metazoa, Mollusca, Bivalvia, Ostreida, Ostreidae.